AUGGACGAGACCUCCGCUCUAAAACCAGACCCACCGCUGUCCAAUCUUCGCCGCAGGAACUCCAUCACGCUGCCCGUCGCCGUGCCAUCUAAAUUAAACCUUCUCGCUCCCACCAAGGCGGCUUCGCCGCCGCUACCGUUGGCUUUCGAGCUCGUCCCAAUAAAAUCCUCCUCCUCCGCCUCCUCUCCUUCCCUUGCCUACACUUCCCUCAGAGACAUUUUGCCCUCGGCCACCGCCAUCAGCUCCCCCACCGCCGCCUCUGCUGCAAAUUCCGGGUACGAGAUCACGAUCCGCAACCGCCUUGUGAAGCAGGCGGCGUGGGCCUAUCUUCAGCCCAUGUCCUCUUCUCCAGGCUCCUCCGGACCUCACCUCUUCCGCCGUAUUUGGCUCAGAUUUUCAGCUUGUCUCAGCUUCCUCAACCUGCCCAUAAUUUCCCGUAUAGCCAACGCUUUUGAUCGGAUAUUUCGCGUUGUUGGGGUCAAUUUUGUCUAA
Molecule: messenger RNA, 492 nt
Organism: Benincasa hispida (wax gourd)
Lineage: Eukaryota; Viridiplantae; Streptophyta; Magnoliopsida; Cucurbitales; Cucurbitaceae
Source: RefSeq, a predicted model, not a curated record